Messenger RNA from Saccostrea echinata, 3368 nucleotides. RefSeq lists its product as uncharacterized. Bases 212 to 3190 code for a protein of 992 amino acids. The transcript is spliced from 6 exons. The record is from RefSeq and is a predicted model, not a curated record. NCBI's taxonomy places the organism in Eukaryota, Metazoa, Mollusca, Bivalvia, Ostreida, Ostreidae.
AUAUAAUGUGCGGGAUCUAUAAACACGUCAACACAUUGAUCUACACAACGUCUUCUUUCGACAUAGAGAGAUAACAACUGUACUUCCGAAUUUGUACAAAUUGCAAAUAGAAAGCCAGAAUUGCUCGCUUUGUUCCAAAUGGUGACGGAUUUUUCAUUGAAAUUAUGACAGCUGAACACACCAAACUAAACAACGGUUUUGCCACGAUCUCAUGGAAAUGAAUGAUGUAUUUGUCGGACGAGUGGAAUGUACUGAAAAUCUUAAAGCAGCUUGGAAUCAUGGUCAGAACAGAAUUUUCGGAAUUUAUGGUCCCAAGAGUGUCGGCAAAACGAGAUAUGUGGAAAAUUUUCUUCGAAUUCUGGCAUCUGAUAAAAAUUCUAAAGUGAAAGCACUCGCUCUUGAUUUUCAUUUCAUUAAAAGUUAUAAAGUGUACGUUGAAACUGUUGCUGGAUGUUUAAGCAUAGAGGACUGUGAAGCUUGUUCACAUACAAAUUGCAGAUGCAUACGAAAGAUAAUUAAGACUCUGAAAGACAGUGAGGAUGUUUACAUUUUUCACCAUGACCAUCAAGAAGAAGCCAAGUCUAAACCAGACUCGAAUGGAAACCUUACAGAUUCAACAAACCAAACCCUCUGGGAUCAAAUAUAUGUAGAGGUCGUCAAACCACUGCUUACAGAAUGCUGCAACUUUUAUCUGAUUAUCUCUUCCACAGACGAAUUUCGUUUUGCAGAGUUUUGGAGGGUAUUCUGGAUGCAGAGGAUUCCUGCUUUGACGGAAAGUGAGUCGUUGGAACUAUUAAAUGAUGUAUGGCCCUCCUGUACAGAGGAAACGAAGUCGUGUCGACAAUUAGUCAUACUAUGUGACGGUAUACCACCAGCUAUUAUCAAUGCAGGUCUGUUGAUGAAGGAUAAUGUGAUAUCUGUUGAUGAGGUUAUACAGUUAAUGGUAAAACAGAUCAUUGAGGUACUGAGCGAUGAAUUCCUUCCUCAUCCAGAGAGGAUAAACACACAGUUGCAAAAUCGAUGGAAACAUCUUAGCGAAGAACAGAGUGACAACUUAGUAAAGACUCUUGUUAUUAUCAAGUACACAAGCCAAUCGACGAUAGCAGCAAAUGCAAAACUAUUAAAAUAUAAAAACCUUGCGGAAUACAAAUUCCACCACCUGCUUCCUCUGUUAAGAAGAAAUUUGCUGUCGUACAACAAAGAGAAGGAGACUGUUUCCCCUUGUCCCCUGAUUCAGCACAUCUUAGAGGCUGUGAAUUACAUCAAAGCAGAUGAAAUAAGAGAAGAACUUCAAGAACAAAUCAAAGCCAUAUUGGAGCCACGACCCCAAAAUGGAGCAAGUAGUUGCCUUUCUGAUUGUGAAACAUCGUCUCUUUGUUCAAAUUCUGUUGACUUGCCAAACAAUCCUUGUGCAUGCCCUCAAAAUUAUUUUGCUGUAGGAGAUCGAGCUAAACAGUGUGCUUUUCAGAACAACAUCUAUCAAGAACCCUCCAUUGAAAAUUUGAGGAGCAGAGGACAACUCAAUGGUUCUUUCAAAACCCCGGUGGAGAAUGACAACUUUGAAAAACCACCAAUUAAAUCUUUUGGUGGAAUCCAACUUCAAGAGAUGGGAUUGGACGACUCUGACAGUAAUUCAGAAAGCAGAAAAAAUUCUCUCGUUACAAAUUUGAACCGAAGAUCUCUGGAGAAAGACAAAAUUUAUGAGUGCAAGGACAUAUUAAACACAAGAUUUUCUUUAAAUCCUGAACACAAGUGUUUAGACAUCAUGCAAUCUCAGCUAAAUCAUAGUAAGAAAAAUAAUCAUGAGACUUGUCUAACGUUUCCUCAAGAGAAUGAAGAAAAUUAUCAAUCAGCUGAUGAUAAUACAUCCCUUUCUUCAGAACAUUCAGAGGAAUUGAUUUCUCGUGGUCCCAAUGUAUCUCAGUCGGGUAAAUCCCAGAAAAACUCUUCGAUUGAUAAUUCAAAUCUUGGUCCUGCUGUUACAUUAUCAUGUGAAUAUGAAACAAGAAUGACAGAAAAACCUGAUGAUUCUUCAGCCUUGCCAUUUUCUGAAAAACCUACUCAAAAUCUCCAAAAGCAACACACUGACCAGUGUCCAGAUGUAACUUUAUCCGGCGUAGGAAGCAUCCCCUUGGACAGAUCUGGAAUUCAACUAUCCUCGUCAUACUCUAGUGAAAAUACUCAAGAUUGUUUAAGAUCUGGUGCUGAAAAAGGCCAUGAGGUAACUAUAUCAGGUAUAGCAGCCAGUUGCGUUGAAAAGCCUGUUAAUAAUUCACCAAACGUUCGCAAGGACAAUAAAGACCAAGGCCCGUAUGUGACAAUAUCUGGUGUAUAUCAGACGAUAAAUUCCGAAAAUAAAAUCCUCAUCAAAGACCUUCGUGAACUUACUGUUUCAAAGUCAGAAGAGAGAGAAGCCAAUAUCCAAGGACAGACAGUUCCAAGGAUUGUUCCAAAAUCUCCGGUUCAAGUUUCUGAAGAAGCUGACGGUGUUAAUUGUACAAUUGUAAAAGAUGGCUUCCCUUAUCCUCUUGGUCAUUUAUACACAACGGCAGUCAUUAAUGAAACUGGCAUACCUUCAAAGAAUGUUCCUUCCAACUUUUCGGGGGUUUCAAACCUCAGAGAGGGUUCAACUAAUAUAAAUAAUAUGGGUUUUAUCACAAAUGAGGCGUCACCUUCCCUGGAAACAGUUCCCCAGCCUUGUGUGCCAUCUUCUUUAAACAAUCAGAAAUCCAAUAGUCAGAAUCCUUCAAGUACAAUAGAAACUUCAAAGUUUUGUCAAAGCACAAAAGAAGCAACUGGAAUUCCUUGUAAAAUGGAAACUGAGAAGCUUUCAGGUUUGCGUCAUCGACCGCAAAAUCAUUCAAGAACUUUACAUGAAAACAUUAAACCAAAAGACUCCCAAGGUUCGCAAUCGACCAUAUCUUUUUCAGAAUCAAACGUCGAUGUCCACAACGGUAAUGCACCUCAAACUCUUAUGACCAGUGGCAAUACCACGCAUAGGGUACAUGAAAAUUUGUCUUAUGGAGAAUCUAUGGCAAAUCGUGGUGCGAUAGGAUCUACUGGAAAUGAGAAUCCUUAUUGUAGAGUUAACAGAGACCAUGCUUCUUAUUCAUCAAUUGUUACAUCCCUAGGUUCUUCUUUAUUCUCGAAUGUUACCAAAGUUGUGGAUAUUUACAACAGUUUGGAAUGAUAAAGAAAUUGCCAUAUAUAAAAACGAUCUUAAGGUGUUCAAACUUUUCACACUGUCUUUAUUGGUGCCUUUAUGAAAUCGUCGUUGUUAUUUGCUUUUACUUUUGUAUACUUAUUUUGAUCUCAUCUUAACUUUGCAUAUUUUAAAGAAAUUGCACCACUGUAAAUGGCAUUUUUUU